AUGAAUCUGACCCCUCCAACGGUCACCGAACCACCGAGGAAUCAUUUUCUCUCGACUCCGCAAAUAGAUCGGAAUCUCUCUCCAUCACCGGGUUUUCACAAUGCUCCAACUCUUUUAUUACCGACAACCACAUCAAAUCCAUCAAAUAAUGUUGAGAUGUGUGAUGCGCAACCGAGAAAAGGACUCUUGGCGCAACCACCGCUCAUUUGUGAACAAGGUCCAUCAGCUCCUUCAUCCCCAACAUCCCCUGGUGGAUCGAGAUUGAGAAGACCGUGUCCGUUGACUGAAGACGCCAUGCAACGCAUAAAUCUUCUUGGUCUACCCGGAUAUUGUCCGGAUUUCGGGAAACUAGCCCCGCUGUCUCCCAAUUAUGCCACAUCUGAUCUUGGCUCAAGUCCGAGAAGUUCAAUCUCUGUCACAACAUCGCAGCUUGGCCCAUGGACUGCGUUUAGAGAAAAGGGUUCAUCAUUCGAUUUGGAUGACGGUGCUUCGGAUAUCGGUGUUGGGAAAGAUGGUACUAGAUCGCCUGGAGUGAUCUUCUCCCCUGCUCCUUAUUCCCCUUUUUCUGAUUGUCCUGGCGGCGAAUCUCCAUUCUCAAUCUAUGCCCGAUCUCCACUCCAUUCACCCACUCCACAUCAACAAUUACUUCAUUUCAGCUUUGAUCCAAUCCGCAGCGCGAGUUCGAUGUCCAAUCGAGCCGGCCACUUUUUGCAGCCACAAUCGUUCUCUUUGGACUUAACGGCUAGAGAACGCAGCCGAUCCGAUGGGGAAAUGGUGAAAGAUGAGUCAAUGGACACAAGCAUGCACUCGACCAUUUCGGUGCCAGCUACAACAUCUCGUCCAUUAUCGGAUGUCGGACAAUACAAAAAACGAUUGAUGCAUCGAUAUCAAGAAGAACAAAGACAGAGAAAGCUUGCGGAUCAACGAUCGAGCAGCAGUCCACCACCAAGUGCUGCUGAAUCCGAGUUUGAUGAGCUGGAUUUGAGAAGUGUGAGUCGGCAGACAAGCCGACAGCCGACCAUUGAAGAACCACCACCAAGUCCGCCACAUGAGAGAAGUAUUGAGGAUUUGGCGGCCGCUGUUCAGCAGGCUCUCGGCCAUCAAGCUCAAUUCGAUUUGUGGGUGAGAGGACAGAUUUUGGCGCUCAACAUGUACGCUCCAAUUGCUCCCAAUCCGAAUCUCCUCUCUGUUCCCCCGAAUCCGGCUCUUUUGGCUCCACCAACCGAACAACACGGUCUACCUCGACAAAAAAGUAUGGACUCCGGAGCGUCAAGUCCUGGGCCUAUCAAGUCCCCAACCCUAUGGCGUCGUUCUCGAUCCGAAUCGGACGUGUCCGGCAAUCGUGGAGCUCUUUCUGGAUCCAUAUCACCAAAUAUUCAACCACCAACUUUACCGAAUGGAGCCUCUGUCACUGCACCACAACUUGCCAAUGUGCUGCCACAGAAUCAAUUCGUUUGUCAACACUGUGGGCAAGCUUUCGCUUUACACGACCGACUUGCUAAACACAUUGCGAGCAGACAUCGCGAUCGAUCCGCUUCAGUGAAUGAUGAAGCGGGGAAAACCCACAAAUGUACGAUGUGCACAAAAAGUUUUGGACGAAGUGAUAUGCUGACGAGACACAUGCGUUUACACACUGGCCUCAAGCCGUACUCAUGCCAGGUUUGUGGCCAAGUCUUCUCCCGAUCCGAUCAUUUGUCGACUCAUCAAAGGACGCACACCGGAGAGAAGCCGUAUCAAUGUCCAUUGUGCAAUUAUGCUGCGAGUCGUCGUGACAUGAUCACUCGUCAUAUGAGAACACAUUUGAGACCCGAUGGAACUCCAUACGAUUUCUCGUCACAAAUCAGUGCACUCAACGCCUUGGGGAACAGCGCGGCUGCUGAUGCGGCUUUUCGGCAAAUGUUGAAUGCGUUAAGGGUUGGAUUAGAUGCCACUUCAAUCUCUGGAUCCGCCAACGCUCUUGGAAAUCUCACCUCCAGCAACAAAACUUCUGGAAUUUCCUCAACAAUUUCACCAGCCGAAUCUCUUGGAUCAUUAACUCCAUCUGGUUCCCUGUCAAGAACAUUGACACCAGGCAGCAGUUUGGCUGGAAGUCUUGCAAGUGGAUUGACGAUUGGAUCAGGGGAAUUGUCGGCUUUUCAACCUCCGAAACCAAAAUCUUACCUCGUCCCUCCACCACUCGUUCAUUCAUUUUCGACUCCCGCUUCUCCGCUUCUCUCAAGACAGACAAGUUUUGGCGGAUUCGAUAACACU
Molecule: messenger RNA, 2250 nt
Organism: Mesorhabditis belari
Lineage: Eukaryota; Metazoa; Nematoda; Chromadorea; Rhabditida; Rhabditidae
Source: the annotation of a GenBank genome assembly